UUUCCUACUUCUUUUUGCUUCUGGCUGUCAGUCAAUUAUUCACCGAAACCAUUAUUGUUUUUCGGUGAAUGUUUAUCGAAAUAGUCGAAAAUAAACCUCAAAUAAGAAAAAACUAGUUAUUACACGAUAUUUUAAACCAUCUACCUUUUAGCAUAGUGAUGUCAUCGUACGUAGACAUGAGUUUGGAAGACAUUAUUCAGAAGAAAAGAAGAGAAAAUUUACGAGGCAAAGGUCCAAUGAAAGGUAAACCUAAUCGUAACCCACCUCCCGCACGGCGCCUACCCAUAGCAGAUGCUAGAAAUAAAAUCAUAUCAAAAAAGAGGAAUCAAAUUACGGAUGCUCGGGAAAAAUUAGCAGAACUUGCAAAGCAAAAGGAUGCUCGUUUGAAACUGGAACAAUUGAGAAGAAAAAGGGCUAUAUCACAAGGGCAAGGCAGAGUCUUCCAAACACAACAUGGGAAACUUAUGAGGAACCCACCUAGAGAGAAAGAGAUAGUGUUUGGUGAUCCAUCAAGACAGGUAGUGUCACAACCGUUUUCCCGUGCUAGAAUGCAAAUGAAACGGCAGCUAAAUAAUAACAGACUGCUGGAAAGCAGACCAGUUUCUUCUAGAGCCACAUAUGAUAAAGCUCCUAGACUGAAACCUAUCUUGAGGACUGUUGAAAAUGAUCUUGAAAUGAUUGAUGAUCCUAUGGGAGAGGAAUUUAGGUCACCAAAAUCUUCCGUGCUCAAUCGCAAAGCAAAUCUGCAACUUAGAAUUGUUGCUCACAAUAAUGAUGCUAGAGGAGGUAGAACUUCUGCAAUGCACAGACUGAGUACACCUGAUAAAGAAAAAAGUCCACCAAGACCCCCAUCAAUUUUGAAAAAGCGUCCAAUGGCUGCUUUGAGAUCUGAGAAGAAAACUGAAAAGUCUGAAAAGCCUGCCAUGGAGUACCGAAUUAUUGUAAGCAACUUAAAAAGUUCUGUCACCGGUGGUGAUAUUGAGGAGCUUUUUGGUGAUGUAGGAGGCAUGCUAGAGUCUCGCUUGGUUCGGCCAGGUACUGCUGAAGUAAUAUACAAGACAUUAGAAGAUGCCCAGAGAGCUGUAGAGCUAUAUCACAACCGACAGUUGGAUGCUCAACCUAUGAAUUGUCUUCUGGUCACCCCACGAUCCUCUACUGCAGCAGGCCCCGCAAGGAAUGGAAACAAACCAGGACUAUACAGCACAAACUCAAAUGUGGAGCCAGAUAUUUCUACUUUCCACAAAGUUUUGUUUAGUAAUUUUUAAGAUUAUGUGUUGUAUGAGCUUUGAAACUUCAUAAACAAAAUUCAAUAUGAAUUUACAAUUAAUAUUAAUACUUAGAUGUAAAAUAUCUUUGCAUUAAAGUGUUUCAAUUUUCAAUUUAGUAGUAUUGUAUUGACAAUGUUGAACUUUUUAAAUGUGUUACUAAUCACAUAGCUCCAUAUUACUCCAGGCAUGUAAUACACACUCUUGUAAUAGCAAUUAAAUAGUAUACAGGGUGUUAGUGAUAUCGUAACGAAAACUUGAUUCAGACCAUGAUUCUGAGUUGAUAUCAAGCGGAAGUUCUUGUCGCAAAAUUCCUUUUAAAAAAUCACCUAACACCCUGUAUUAUAUUCGUAUCAACCCUCACGGCACGACCCCCGCACCGCGCGGGGCUUUAAAUAUAUAGCGACUGCUUCAUCCAAUAGCCGUACGCCGUCUGUCUACCGUAGACAGUGUUCACUGCGUCGAUUGGAUGAAACCCUCGAUAUAAUUCGCGCCACGCGCGGCGCGGUUGCCAUACAGACACCGCUGAUAGAAAAAAACAUUUUUUUAUUUAAGCAGAAGUGUAAAUUAAUUACGUAGCAAGAGAAAUUCCGUUAAACACGGGAUACAAAGAAAUAAUUUGAACAUUAAGGUAUGUAAUUGAAAUUGAAAUAAAGAUGAAAAAGUUAUAAA
This is a messenger RNA of Pectinophora gossypiella (pink bollworm), 1937 nucleotides long. It is a transcript of the gene Poldip3, whose product is annotated as polymerase delta-interacting protein 3-like. Gene Ontology annotation, biological process: mRNA export from nucleus. The coding region runs from base 159 to 1265 and encodes 368 amino acids. NCBI's taxonomy places the organism in Eukaryota, Metazoa, Arthropoda, Insecta, Lepidoptera, Gelechiidae. The transcript is spliced from 8 exons. The record is from RefSeq and is a predicted model, not a curated record. Gene Ontology annotation, molecular function: mRNA binding. Gene Ontology annotation, cellular component: nucleus.